AUGGACAGCGUAUUGGACCCUUUCUCAGCCCUUGACUCCUUUUCCUCCCCUCCUUAUUUCAACGAUGACGACUUUUUCACCGACCAGUCCUCGAGGGACGGAAACCUGGAUACAGACGACUUGUUAGACGAUGACGUGGAUUUCUUCAGCAGCCAUUUUCAAGAUUUUUACACCAGCAAGGAGAGCGGCAACAGAGCAGGCCAUCACGGCCCAGAGGGCGAAUAUGACAUAGGCAACCUGUCCUUUUCUUCUUCUUCGUCCACCUUCUCCUACAGCAUCCCAGACCUGUCCCCUCACGGUGGAGCCCUGUCGAAAAGACGGAGGAGAAUGAGGUCUGACACGGAGAUGCAGCAGCUGAGGCAGGCAGCAAACAUCAGGGAAAGGCGGAGGAUGCAGUCGAUUAAUGACGCGUUUGAGGGACUGCGCUCGCACAUCCCUACCCUACCCUACGAGAAGAGGCUCUCCAAAGUGGACACUCUGCGCUUGGCCAUCGGGUACAUCAACUUCCUCGCAGAACUGGUGCAGUCGGACCUGCCGAUCCGGAAUUCCACCAACGACAUGCACGUGCAGCCCAAGAAAGUCAUUAUCUGCCACAGGGGAACAAGGUCUCCCUCCCCGAGUGACCCCGACUUUGGUCUCCCUCCUCUGGCCGGUCACUCGCUAUCCUGGUCGGAUGAGAAGCAACUCCGGGACCAAAACAUCAUCCGCACAGCCAAGGUCUGGACCCCGGAGGACCCCCGGAAAGUGCACAUAAAACCGCUCCUCACAGAUAUAGAGAACGAACCCCCUUUCGACAUGGUGGCCUAAACUGACUUUCAACAAUAAUGGCCUAGACUGAGCAAACAUUAUAUAAGAAGGCCAGAGCACUAGUGGAUCGUGUAGAUGAUUCUGGUGAUGCAAUGUAAAAAAACAAAACAAAACAAAACUACUGUACAUUGUGAUAUUGUAAAUAUACUUGCUUUAUCGUUUUAAACGAAGCCACUGGCAAUCAUGUAUUUAAUUUAAUGUUGCUAAUAAUAUAUGUUGUAAUUUAAUUGCAAAGAAUGAGAUAUUUAUUUUUUCAUAAUGACGAUGAACUAUUUUUCUAUCCAAUCUACAAAUAAAUUAAGACAACAACGAAUCAGCAAAUGUUGUGUGGGAAUUGACGAGGGGGAAAAAAACAAUACGUCGGUUCUUAUAGCAUUGGUACAGACUUAAAGACGUAUCCUCAAUUUGUCUGAAAGGUCAUAGGAUGUUACAUAUAUGAGGAAAAGGGUUGGCAUUCAAGCAAAAUGCAGCAACGAAACACACUUGAAGUGGAUUUAAUGUUUGGCUGCGUUGCAAAGCGAAAAUGAGAACUGCAACCAUGACUGCAACUGGAAGUAUGAAUGGAAGUAAACUCGGAUGCGAGUGCGCGUAUGGAAAUGGGGAGCGAUUGUUGGCUGCAGCUGAAGGUGUUUCGCGUGCACGCGUAUGAGCGUGCAUGCAGCAACAUGGUGGGAGACUGUUGAAUGCAGCCUGCCAGGUGCUGCUCGGCCAGAUUUUCCUAACCUAACCCAAGUUAUGAGUCAAACUAAACUCCAUCACACUGCUAUGUGAAGCUGGUGGGCUGCAAUCUGAAAGCAAAUGACUGAGGGGAAACUUCCAAAACACUGAUGCUGACGCUAUGCAAUGGACAGCAAAUAGACUUCACGGGGUUGGUUUUCUCUAUCUUGUUGUGAUUCGAGUUCCAGGAUUUUAGUCACAUGUUUUUUUAAUGUGCCACAAAGCGUCUUUUACCUGCUUGCCAUACUUUGGAAUUUCCUUGGUGGUGGAAAUUGGCCGUCCUGAAACAGAUCAUCUGGCAGUUUCGGGAGCAUGUAAUCCGAUUACAGACAUUAGAAAGUCAGAUGUUAGCGAGUCAGAUGUUAGCGAGUCAAUGCUGGGCAAUUUCAGAAAUACUCGAGGCUAUUUUGUCGGUCCGGGAGAGGGUUUGGCAAAACCUUAAAGGGCAAUUUAAGCAUCUUGACAGGUUUUAUUUCCUUUAUGUACACGGGCCAUGCCAAGAGGCAAUUUGCUUCAGAAAAGACUUAAAAGUUGCACGCUUAUUCACAAAAAGGAGAAUGCAGCUCAUGCCUUGCAAGCAGAGGAUCAAUUGUGAACACACAUUUUUUAUGGGCUGCACAUGAAAAACACAACACACAAUUUUUAAAUACAGUAAUAUCCAUCAAUCUAUUUUCCAACCCGCUUAUUCUCAUAAGAGUCGUAUUUAAAUUUCUAAUUAAAAAAUAUAACUCACCUAAGGAGGUGUGCAUGUUUUUUUAAAUUUCUUAGCACAGGCAAAGCAACGAAGGAUAAAAACUUAUCACAUGACACAUUACAUUCAAAUUUAGGUCAUUUUGAAUCAAUCCUUUUACUGCCCCCAAUGUCAUUUCCAUCACAUCCAGAAAAUGGAAUAAAAACUGUGUAUGGGUUGAAAGUAACAUAAUAUCUGAUUACUAUAAUGGGCGUCGCCAGGCCACGGCCUCACCUGGGCCUCAUUCUAGCUAAUUAUGCCUUGCGUGUUGUUCAGUAUUGUUAGCAGCCAGUUGUUUGAGACUGCGGUCUGCGUCCAAGCAACUUCUAGUUAAGUGUUGUUUCUGUCUGCUAGUUUUCCGAUCCCCUUUUCAUGUUUUUGGACCUUGCCUUUGUUGGACUGCCUACCUGUGUAUGAACUCAGCCUGGAAUAAAACCAGCCUCGUCAUCAUGUCACUGCCUCGGAGUCCUGGAUCUGGGUCCAAGCCCUUGUUCCAUGUUAAUAAC
Syngnathoides biaculeatus (alligator pipefish) is the source of this 2760-nucleotide messenger RNA. It is a transcript of the gene ptf1a, whose product is annotated as pancreas associated transcription factor 1a. The record is from RefSeq and is a predicted model, not a curated record. Bases 1 to 807 code for a protein of 268 amino acids. NCBI's taxonomy places the organism in Eukaryota, Metazoa, Chordata, Actinopteri, Syngnathiformes, Syngnathidae. Gene Ontology annotation, molecular function: RNA polymerase II transcription regulatory region sequence-specific DNA binding; DNA-binding transcription factor activity, RNA polymerase II-specific; protein dimerization activity. Gene Ontology annotation, biological process: regulation of transcription by RNA polymerase II; developmental process. The transcript is spliced from 2 exons.